AUGGACAAGCCUGGUUUCGCCCGCUUCCUGGACAGAUCAUUGGAAGACUUCAGGCGGCAGCUGCUGGAUGUCUAUCCAGAUUAUCCAGACUCAGCUUUGCGUCCUGAGGAUCUCCAGGCAUCCGUUCUCAACGAUGAGAGGUACUCAUCUCUACUGCCAUUUGGCAGUGAGGGCACUGUCUUCGAGAAGAGGUGGCACGCGAGCCCACCAGCGAAAAUCGUCGCACAACCUCCGGAUCGUCAGCUCUCCAUGCAAAGCUCGGGGCGCCUGGCCAGAAAGGAGAGCCUUCAAGCAGCCUUGCCCUCUGGCAUCGAACAGCGUGCGGUGCGGCAGCGCCUCCAGCUUCGAUUGGGAGCCUGUGCUGGGCAGACCAUGAUGUCUGGAGUCGAGCUACACCAUGCUGUGGUGGCGCUCGGGCUCACUCGCUACACAGAGGAGGAUGCAACCACUUUUUUGAACCAAUUGUCGGAGUAUAUUGCCUUGCAAUAUGACGAUGAUGCCAUUCCUCGGAAUCUGUCUAACAGGAGCCUAAGACGAGACUCCGAUCGUGAAGCGAGCUGGCGAUGGCCUUCGCAGGACACGCAGGCUCCGCUGUCUUCGGAAAUGGCCAUGACGAUGACACUGUCAAUCAAGAGCUCGCAGAAAGGUUCUCGUCGGCUCAGUGCCGCUGCUAAUGCUGACACGCUGACUGGCUGCGGCAUGGCCCCCGUCGAGGCGUUGAUGCGCGUGUUCUUGGCUGAAGACAAAGAUAUCGUUCGGCGCAAGAUCUUCGACUCGCGAUGUUUGAAACAGUACAAAGCGAUGAAAGAGAUUUUGUUGGCCAGUGACACAAAUCGCUUGGUUGCCGAGCUCACCUUUGUGCGUAUCAACGACUUAGCCGCCCCACCAGAGGAGGCAUCUCAGCCUCGAACGUAUUUGGAGCCCUUGGUGGUCAUCAUGAUCAUAACCAAUGCGGUGAUUAUUGGUAUUCAAUCUGAUCCCAACCACAAAGACUGGUAUGGGUGGACAGCGGUGGAAGCGGCAUUCGCCUGCUGGCUGAUCACUGAGAUCGUUCUGCGAACGUGGGUGAUGGGAUGGACAGCGUACCUGUAUGGUGAGGAGCGCAUGUGGAAUUUUUUUGAUAUAUGUGUCGCCCUGAUUGCUAUCGUGGAUGUGGCUGUUUUCCGAAUGGGUCUGGACGAAGCCACGGGUUUGUAUGGCACCUGGCUCCUUCGCAUCUUCCGCCUGAUACGAUUGGUUCGGGUGAUGCGGGUCUUCCGCUUGCGGCUGAUGCAGGAUCUGCGGCUGAUGGUGAAGGGCUUGCUCGGGGGAGUAUGGACGCUAGCCCUGUCCUUCAUACUGCUCUUUCUCAUUUUGUACAUUGUCGCUGGCUUCGCGACCAUCUUCAUCGGAGAUGAUCCCAGACUCGUGGAGCUGGGUCUGGAGCUUCAGUUCCGAACCGUUCCCGACUCGAUGUUUACGGCGUUUCGGUGCUUCACAGGCGACUGCAACUCCGACUCCGGGGAGCCAAUCUCAUCGCUUUUGGCUGCGCAGUAUGGCGUUCCUUUCAUUCUCGGGUUUGUCGCCAGCUACUUGCUGGUUGCCCUGGGCAUCUUCAACGUCAUCCUGGCGGUGUAUGUUGACAUCACGAUGAAGGCUGCUAAGGAGACUGAAGCACUGACUGCCGAACAACAUUUCCGUGAGUCGAUCCGGAUCGCGCGCACGACACGGGAACUGCUGAAGCGGUUCGCCGCAGCGCAUCGCUGGCUAGAAAUGCACAAGGAGGACGAGUUGGAUAGCGGGUCACACAGUCCCCCGAUGGACACCACGGUGCAGACACCCAUCUUCACCGACGAGGACGUGCACGAAAACUUGGCCAUUAACAAGGAGUGCUUCCUUAUGGCCAUCCAAGACCGGGAAGUGCAGCACUUGAUGAACCAGUUAGACCUUCCACCUGAUCGGGCGAAUCUGUUCGAGAUAAUUGAUGCUGAUGGCUCUGGUGCUUUACACAUAGCAGAGCUGGUGCAUGGCCUUUUGAAAGUUCGCGGCGAGGUGAAGAAGAGUGACACCGUGGCUGCGCUGCUAGCAACCAAGGCUGUACAGGAGAUGGUGCAGGAGAUGCAGCAUGAGCAGAAGUCUGACAUGGAAUACCUGUUUCUGGUGCCCGCUUGGUUUGGCUGCUUCUCGACAGCCCUUAUCCCUAUCUACUUCGUGUUCUUUGACAUCAUGAACUGCAUCGGCCACUGCAACUUCGAGUGCAUGCCAACUUGGGCACAGGCCGGGCCACUCAAGUAUUUUAUCUACACCUCCUCGUACCACUCCCUGCAUCACAGCAAGUACAAGUACAACUACUGUCUCUUCUGUCCGAUUUGGGACUACCUCGGUGGCACGGUUCAUUCGACCACAGAUUCCCUGCACCAGGAGGUGCUCAGUCAGAAGAGCAGGCAGCUUGAGGUUGUGUUCUUGGCACAUGGCCAUGCCCUCUACUCCAUGUUACACCUUCCAUGGCUGUCGCCCUUCCUUGCUUCGCAUCAGCAUGAGCAGCGAUGGUGGAUGCUUCCACUGCAGCCCUUGACAUUCCUGUGGGUGCUCUUUUGCCGCCACUGCCUGUCGACUGCUUGCGUUCAACGCUUUCACUACCGCAGCACCCAGUGUGCUACCUGGUGCUUGCCGGUGACUGGCCACUUCUACUUCAUGAAGUCACACAGGCAGUCAAUAUUCGACAUGCAGGUGCAGGCAGUCAAAGACGCAGAUGAUGCCGGUGUGAAGUACCUGGGGCUGGCCCACCUGAACAAGGCGGAGUUCCUCAAUCAGGGAGGCAAAGAUUUGUUGCCACUGCUGGGCGACCGCAAGAUCAAAAUUGUGCACGGCAACACGCUCACAGCUGCCGCCGUUUGGCAGGCGCUCCAGGAGCACACGCAGCCCAAGGACGAGAUCGUCUUUGCUGGGUCCACAUCGAAGAUUGGACGAGCCCUGUGCAUCCUCUUGGCACGACGCGGUCACACUGUCAGGAUGAUCACCGGUUGUGAGGAGCGGUUCCAGAAGAUCAAGGGCGAGGCCGGAGAGUUCGGGAAGAACUUGGUGAGGGUGCAGACAUACGAGGAAGGUGUGGGCUGCGGCGUGUGGAUCCUGGGCAAGUGGAUGGAGCCAAAGCGCAUACAGGCACUAAUUCCGCCUGGCUCGCUCAUCAUCGACUUUGCCGUUCCGCACGUCAGCGAGGAAGUGGCGAGAGAUUACCGCUACGUGAACGGUGCAGCGUUGAGCUACAGUAUGAAGGAGACAGAUCUGACCUUCUGUCACGAUGUGCCGAACACGGUGCCGGCCUGCCUGGCGGCAGCAGUCAUUCACGCCAGGGAGGACACCCAGCGGCAUGAAAUUGGUGAGGUGGAGGUAGAAGAGGUCGAAGGAUGGUGGGACAAGGCUUCCCGCCACGGCUUCCGCCUGGCCUACCGGGAGCCCAUGGGCAAGCGGGCCAAGAUCGAGUAG
This is a messenger RNA of Symbiodinium natans, 3465 nucleotides long. Lineage: Eukaryota; Dinophyceae; Suessiales; Symbiodiniaceae. The record is from the annotation of a GenBank genome assembly.